Molecule: messenger RNA, 1581 nt
Organism: Grosmannia clavigera kw1407
Lineage: Eukaryota; Fungi; Ascomycota; Sordariomycetes; Ophiostomatales; Ophiostomataceae
Product: ccch zinc finger DNA-binding protein
Exons: 6
Coding region: 1-1581 (526 amino acids)
Molecular function (GO): metal ion binding
Source: RefSeq, a predicted model, not a curated record
AUGCCCGACAUUGUGCAGCAGUGUCUGGUCGCCAUAGCAUCGCCUGCUCAAGACGACGCCGCGACCAUGGAGCGUCUACCAGUCAAAGCCAUCGAUUUUGAUGAGCGAUUUGCCAUGCUACGGUACUACAAUGACAACAGUAGCAGCCUCAUCGAGGACUUGAUCACUUACUGCAAGCGGCGCGAGGCGUCAUUUAUGAUGGAGGAGAGCCAGCUGCGCAAAGAUCUGCACGAUGCCGAGCUCGACCUGAAGCAUGCCACCAAGUCACGGCGCGACCUCCAGGAGGAACUCCGACUGCGCGAUGUAGCCAUCGAAGAGCUGCAGAAGAGCAAUGAUAUAUUAAAGGUGCGAACGGCUGGCGACGCCCACACGACUUUCAAAGAAGAAUUUAUCAAGCAAGGCAUCGAGGGCGGCAAGAAGGCGGCCUCGGCGCUGCGUGCGGCCAUUGCGUCGGUAGCCAAGCGAAAUAUCAACGACCAGCCCGACAAUAUUGAGGUGGUGGCCACGGUGUACGCAAAUCUGGCCGGGCUGGCGGGCGCGAUGCGGCGGGCGGGCUGGCUGGCCAGCACGGACCUGAUGCGGGACUUUACACAGGGAUUUACGCAGACAAAGGCCUCGUUUGACUUUAUCGACGUCGGUUACGGCAAGGAGAGGGCCGACUCCAAAAUUAGAGGCAAGCAUGGAGCUGCAAGCUGGCAUCUUAAGAACCCCAACUGCAAGAUGUUGGCGCUGGGCAUAUCGCACGACUCGGGCUAUGCGCCGUUCCUCGACGAGAUUAUCAGCGUGGGCCAGACGCGCGACCGGAUCGUCAUCCUGGAAGGCUCGCCGACGGUGCCAGAGCUGGUGGCGGCCAAGGUGGCGAUCCACAAGCUGACCGCCACGGUCUUCCAUAAUGAGAAGCUGGUAGCGAUAGAGCGAACGGUGGCUACGAGCGUGCAGAGACCGGCAGCCGCAGCUGCAGUAUCGGUCGAGCAAGGCCGACGGGACAGUUCGUCGUCUUCGUCGGCAGCCCAGGCGACACCGCAAUCGACACCACCGGCACCGGCUACAAUUCCGACAACAGUGCCGCCUUCUUACACGACCAGGACGACGGCGACACCCAAGGCAUCGCCGCCACCGAAGCUGGUGUUCCCGUCGCAGACAGCGAAGCAGCUGCAGCAGCGCGAGGCAGCAGCAGCGGCGACGGCAAUGGCAGCCAAACGACAGGCACAGGCGCAGUGGAAUCCGGGGCCGCGUGGGCUGGACUCGCCGAUUACAUACAGCAUGGCGGUGGUGGAGUCGGUGCGGAUGCGACCACACAAGCUGUGCAACAAGUUUGUGCUGCUGCGGUGGUGUCCCAAGGGCGACAGCUGUCCGUACGUGCACCCGACCAAGCCGUCGGCUGACGAGGUGGCGGCGCUGACGUACAUGAGCCGUGUCAGCCCGUGUACCAGCGGCCAGGACUGCGAUGUGGACGACUGCAUCUACGGGCAUCACUGUCCGAGCGUGCAAGACGGUUACUGCAUGCACCCUUACUGCAAGUUUGAGGAACACGAGCAUCCGCCUCAUACAAAGUUUCGCAGCUACAGCAGCCGCGAUUAA